UCCUCUCCCCCUUCUCCCUUCUCUCACCAUUUCUUCUCCUUUCCCAUCUCUCUUUUCUUCUCUUUUCUCAAAGAAAAUCUUGUUUCUCCUUUAUUGAGUUGAGCUUCUGCUAUCCUUAUUUUUUUUAUCUUCUAGAUUCCGGUCUGUCGGUCGGUGUUAAUGAUGGGCUUCUCUUGUUGUAUUGGCAUUAAGAUGCCAAAGCUCGUAUCAGACCUACUAAGCCUGGUGGAGUACGUCAAAUUGCUGAUGGUGGCGGCCCUCUUCCAUCUGGGUCUGUUGACUCUGUUCCGUCCCUCACACCUGAGGGAUGCUCAUGGUGCCGAUCAUGUUCAGGAGUCUGGAGGGUAUCUCCCAUCCCUGACUUCCCCAGUUGUCCCGGCCACAGUCUUGACUCCCACAAGGUUAGAGGCAAUCAAGAAGAGGCUUCCAGCGGUUGAAUUCGGGGAUUUUCUUGAGAGAUCGGGAGGCAAUAGAGAAGAAAUGGAGCAUCAGUCAGUAUGCAUGAUAUGCUUGUGCAGCCUGGAGAAGAGGCAUGAGAUCAGAGAACUACCGAAUUGUUGUCAUGUGUUUCAUAGGGAGUGCCUGGACAAGUGGGUGGAUGGGAGCCAACUGACAUGCCCUUUGUGUAGGUCCAAGCUGUUGCCCUGUCGUGGUGGAGGGGAUCAUUCAAAGGCAGCAGCAGGAGGAGGAGGAGGAGAUCCAUGGAUGUUGGAAAGGUUUUCUUACCUCUUCGGUGAGGAAAUCUUUUGAUGUAAUAUGAUGGAUUUGUCGAGUUUGAAAUAUUAAAGCAGGAGGAGGGCAUUCAUUAAUUACAUUUUGUGUGAAGUAAUGAAUACUGAUCUCUCUCUUUAUCUAUCUCUGCCUUGCCAUUUAAUUAACAACUAUAUAUCUUGCUCCUGUUA
Messenger RNA from Nelumbo nucifera (sacred lotus), 902 nucleotides. RefSeq names its product E3 ubiquitin-protein ligase ATL15-like. The record is from RefSeq and is a predicted model, not a curated record. Gene Ontology annotation, biological process: protein ubiquitination. Gene Ontology annotation, molecular function: ubiquitin protein ligase activity; zinc ion binding. NCBI's taxonomy places the organism in Eukaryota, Viridiplantae, Streptophyta, Magnoliopsida, Proteales, Nelumbonaceae.